Syngnathoides biaculeatus (alligator pipefish) is the source of this 4056-nucleotide messenger RNA. It is a transcript of the gene bms1, whose product is annotated as BMS1 ribosome biogenesis factor. The transcript is spliced from 24 exons. Gene Ontology annotation, cellular component: nucleus; 90S preribosome. Gene Ontology annotation, biological process: endonucleolytic cleavage of tricistronic rRNA transcript (SSU-rRNA, 5.8S rRNA, LSU-rRNA); ribosome biogenesis; maturation of SSU-rRNA from tricistronic rRNA transcript (SSU-rRNA, 5.8S rRNA, LSU-rRNA). The record is from RefSeq and is a predicted model, not a curated record. Lineage: Eukaryota; Metazoa; Chordata; Actinopteri; Syngnathiformes; Syngnathidae. The coding region runs from base 255 to 3890 and encodes 1211 amino acids. Gene Ontology annotation, molecular function: GTP binding; GTPase activity; U3 snoRNA binding.
GCUGGUAGGAGGCGGUAAUGCACAUAAAGCAUAGUUUUGCCAACCGCAAAUCAAACUAACGAAGAAGAAAAGGCGGAAAAAACGUUCACUUCCGGCCAAAGAUUCACGCGUGGAUAGCAAUUUCACGCAUCACGAAGGAUAUAUCGUGGCAAGCAAAACUGUUGAUUUUACCUUCAAGACUUCUCUCCAAAUGCUCAACCACAUAUCACACACAACCCCAAAAUAACAAAAACAGGCAUCAAUCGCGGUUGACAAUGGAUGGAAACCUUAAAGAACAAAGGAAACAUAAGCACAAACACAGUGGACCGAAAGCAGAGAAAAAGAAUUUGAAGAAGCAGGGAAACUCAACAGAGAAGGAUGAACGAAAACGUAACCCAAAGGCCUUUGCAGUACAGUCAGCUGUACGCAUGGCCAAGACUUUCCACAGGGCCCAAGAUCUAAAGACCAAGAAACAUCACAUACCCCUUGUCGAUAGGACACCCCUGGAGCCUCCUCCAGUUGUGAUUGUAGUUGUUGGACCACCCAAGGUGGGGAAAAGCACCCUAAUUCGUUGUCUAAUCAAAAAUUUCACACGGCAGAAGCUUGGAGACAUAUGUGGACCUGUAACCAUCGUCUCAGGCAAGAAGAGGCGUCUGACUUUCAUAGAGUGUAAUAAUGACAUAAAUACAAUGAUCGACCUUGCAAAAGUAGCUGAUUUGGUUCUGAUGUUGAUCGAUGCCAGCUUUGGCUUUGAAAUGGAAACAUUUGAAUUUUUGAACAUUUGCCAAGUGCAUGGUUUUCCUCGUAUCAUGGGUGUCCUCACUCACCUAGAUUCCUUUAAAAACAACAAGACACUAGGAAAGACCAAGAAAAACCUAAAACAUCGCUUCUGGACUGAGGUCUACCAGGGUGCCAAGCUCUUUUAUCUGUCUGGAAUGGUGUAUGGGGAGUAUCAAACACAGGAAGUGAAGAACCUUGGCCGCUUCAUAUCGGUCAUGAAAUUUCGUCCCUUGGUUUGGCAGACAUCCCACCCUUAUGUGCUCAUUGACCGCAUGGAAGAUUUGACUGACCCAGAAAAAGUCAGAACUGACCUAAAAUGUGAUCGGAGAGUGUCGCUUUAUGGCUACCUGCGAGGCACAUAUUUGAAAAACAAAAACCAGGUUCAUAUUCCAGGUGUUGGAGACUUCCAGGUUGCCGAUGUGAACUUUCUGCCUGACCCAUGUCCACUUCCAGGUGCUCAGAAGAAAAGGGCACUGAACGAGAGAGAGCGUUUACUUUAUGCACCCAUGGCUGGAGUUGGUGGAGUAGUGUAUGACAAAGAUGCUGUGUACAUCGACCUUCCUGCAUGCCAUGUUCAUCAAGAGCAGGAUGAGAUGAGACCCACUACUGAACUUGUCCAGUCUCUGAUUGACACACACGUGACACUGGAUGCCAAGAUGGCUGCCAGCAAGGUGACCGUUUUCAGUGGCUCUGAAACUGUGGACACCACAGAUGUGGAAGCACAGAGCAGAGAAAACAAGGGCCACGUGGAGCAGUGUAUCUGGGAUCCUGUGCAGAACAGAGAGAGGAGAAAGGUGAUCUUCAAAGAAGAGGAGAAUGAUAAAGUUGACGUCAGUGACUCCAGUGGGAACGAUGACAGUGACAAUGAGGGUGAUCCCAAGGAGCAGGAUGAUGCACGUAAAAAAUUCUCCACUUUUGUGAGAGAGAAAAGUAACAAAUGUACAAAUGAAAAAGGUGGCCCACCAGUGAAGAAACAGAAGCUUGAGGAGGAAAAAAAUGUUCAAGAAGUGGUGGCUGAGUUGCCUGUUUUUGCCGACAGUGAGGAUGACCUUGAGUUGAGUGGGGAAGAAGGGGAGGCUGGUAAAUUAGGAAACUCUGGACAUUGGUCUAAAGAAUAUGAGGAUGAUGAAGAGAGUGGUGUUGAAGAGUUUGAUGAUGAUCAAAGAGCUCAAGAGGAAGAGAAGUUUGCAGCUCCAGCGAGCCAUAGUGAAGAGGAAGCAGAAAAAGACCUGGACUUUUUAUAUGAGUCGACAGGGGCUCUGCGGUGGAAAGACGGUCUGCAGCAGAAGGCAUAUGAAGCUUUUCUACGCCAACAAGAAGCUGUGCCAAAUCUCCGAAAAUUCGUUUACGGUUCAGUCGCUGAGGCAAAAGAGGAGAGUGACCAGAAUGACGCUGAGGAGGAAUUAGGGGGACUCUUUCGCGUGAACCGACCUCAGAAGAGUAAAGCUUUUCAAGCAAAUGGUCUUGAUUGUUCCCAUUUUAACUCUGAUUCCUCCCACAACUGGGAUCUGGAUGAGGCGAUGAACUCCAUUAAGGAUUGCUUUGUAACGGGAAAAUGGGAGGAGGACCAAGAUGCCGCCACACUUUUGAAGGAGGAUGACGAGAUCUAUGGAGAUUUUGAAGAUCAGGAAACAGGCGAAGUUCACAAAGGCCAAACUGUAGCACACGACAAAGCUGAGAAUCGUGAAAGCGAUGAUGGUAAUGACGCCACUGAAGAGAUGCCAAAGAAAGUGGAGGAUGCUGAAGUCCAGAAAAAGAAGCGGUUGGAUAAGAAACAGAGGCUGAAAGAGAGAUUUGAUGCCGAGUAUGAUGAUGGAGAUGCCUCUUACUUUGAUGAUCUGAAAGAGGAGAUGCAGAAGCAGGCAGAGCUGAACAGAGCAGAGUUUGAGGAUGUGGAUGAUGAGACAAGAGUGCAGUAUGAAGGUUUCCGGCCAGGGAUGUACAUCAGGUUGGAGAUCUUCGCCGUACCCUGUGAAUUUGUCACAAACUUUGAUCCUCACUACCCCAUUAUUCUCGGUGGAUUGGGCUCCAAUGAAGGGAGCGCUGGAUACCUGCAGAUGAGACUGAAGAAACACCGUUGGUAUAAUCGCAUCUUAAAGACACGAGACCCGCUCAUACUCUCCCUCGGCUGGCGUCGCUUCCAGACCAUCCCACUUUACCAUAUCGAAGACCACAACGGGCGACACCGUCUUCUUAAAUACACGCCACAGCACAUGCACUGUAGUGCCUCCAUCUGGGGUCCAAUUACACCACAAGGAACAGGAUUCCUGGCUGUGCAAUCGGUAGCAGGAGUUAAAGCCAAUUUCCGUAUUGCAGCUACAGGAGUCAUCCUGGAUCUAGAUAAAUCAGUGACUGUUGUAAAGAAGCUCAAACUCAUUGGUUAUCCCUACAAGAUCUUUAAGAACACAUGUUUCAUCAAGGGCAUGUUCAAUACAGUGCUGGAGGUGGCUAAAUUUGAGGGGGCCUCUGUGAGAACAGUGUCAGGCAUCAGGGGGCAAAUCAAGAAAGCACUGUCAACGCCACCAGGAUCUUAUAGAGCAACGUUUGAGGACAGGCUACUUAUGAGUGAUAUUGUGUUCCUCCGCUCCUGGUAUCCGGUGUCCGCUCCACAACUCUACAAUCCUGUUACAUCCUUGCUGCUGCCUGUGGGUGAGAAGGACAGUUGGUCAGGCAUGAGGACCCUUGGGCAGCUCAAACAUGACCUUGGAAUCCGCAACAAAGCUAAUACUGACUCUCUGUACAAGCCUGUUGUCCGAACACAAGUGCAUUUCAAUCCACUCCAAAUCCCCAAAGAGCUACAGAAGGCGCUUCCUUUUAAGAGCAAGCCAAAACAGCAGCAACGCAAAGGAAAGACACACAGAGACAUCCAGAGGCCCAGCGUGAUCAGAGAACCUCACGAAAGGAAGGUGGCGGCUCUUCUCCAAGCUCUGAGCACAGUUUACAACUACGAGACCAAGAAAGCGCAUACAGCGCAGCAUGCUAAACACAAGGUGUUCCUCCAACAGAAAGGAAAGGAGGAGGCGGCCAGACUGAAGAGACAGAAGGAAGCCCGUAAAAAACUCUACCGUGUCAUGGGCCAGAUGGAGAAAAAGAAACAAAAAUCGAGUCUUAAGGGGGCACCACGGGAUUAACAAAACGUGUUUUCACCCAUGAGGCAGACUGAGAUGUUUUAUAGUGGUGUAGUUUUGCUACAAUUCUGAAUUUCUGACAGAAUGGUUUUGGAUGGAUAUUAUAAUUAUGUAAAGAUCUGUACUGUUUCGGACCUUGCUUUAUUAAAACACCACUUGAUGGUUGUCA